GCAGCUGACAGAGAGAGGUGAUGAUGGAGAGCGGACAAGUGCAAGGCUUAUGCAGCUUCAUAAUGCAGGCCCUACUGCUGCUGUUAGCUAUCAAUCAAGCAACUACUAAAGGUAUUUUCGUAUCAGUACCAUCUACUCCAUGCCAGGCACCCUUGCAGUGGGAAGGCAGGACAGUAGUGUAUGAUCAUAACACUGGUAAAAACACCAGGGCAACUGUCAGUUAUGAUGCCCAAAUGCAAAGAAUCCGGAUCUUGGAGGAGAGAAAGAGCCUUGUGCCCUGCAAACGGUUUUUUGAAUACAUCUAUCUAUAUAAAGAUGCAGUGAUGUUCCAAAUUGAGCAAGUUACAAAAAUAUGCGUGAAAAAUUCUCUGACUGAACCAUGGGAUCCAUAUGAUAUACCAGACAAUUCAACAUAUGAAGAUCAAUACUACAUUGGAGGACCUGGUGAUCAGAUAUUGGUCCAGGAGUGGUCUGACAGAAAGCCUGCCAGGAAGUAUGAAACUUGGGUCGGCGCUUAUACGGACAAGGAUUGCUAUCCAGUGCAAGAAACCUACACAAAGAAUGACAGCAUGACUACUUCCACACGCUUCUUUGACUUACAGCUAGGCAUAAAAGAUCCAUCGGUAUUCAAUCCUCCAGGCAGCUGCAUGGCAGCACUAGAAGAGUUAAUGGGAGAAGGGUGCUGAUUUAUUCCAUCGAUUUCUAUGUUUUACUUAUAUAGUAUGCUUUAGAAGACAAUGUGAAUAUCUAGGAAGCAAUGACGAAAAUAAUUCAUGCAGCAGAUGAAGCUGUAACUAUAGUUGGUAAAGAGGCAUAACCAUCAUAAUAUCUGCAGCCAGGGUGAUGAUUUUUUUUCAUGUGAAAAAAUGCUUGCCAUAGGGUUUCUCAUAUAAUAAUUGAUUAAAACCUACAGUCCUAACCUUAUGACUCAUAUAUAGUAGACAUAUAUUGCUGGUUUGUUUGGUACCCAUGAGACAGCAUUCUAAAGGCCAAUACAAGAAGGUUCUUAUCUAAUGAUUACUGUAGAAUCCAUGAGUAAAUUUGCUCUACCAUAUGCUGUAUUAUGAGGAGAUCUCCCGUAGAAGCAUUAAUUUUAGAAUAUGGUGCCUCAUAGUCUAUGAAUGGCUGCACCAUAUACCUCCAAACAGGGUCAGAGCAUACAGGUGCAUGACCUCUUUGUCAAUUGCAACCUAGAACAAUUUACUGUUGUGAACAAUGAAACAAACUUGCAUAAUUCAAGACAAUUUUACGGAGUCCUGUUUUUUAGAACAGUGUGCUACACAAAUGGCAUUGCACCCCAUGGUAUGAU
Molecule: messenger RNA, 1309 nt
Organism: Bufo gargarizans (Asiatic toad)
Lineage: Eukaryota; Metazoa; Chordata; Amphibia; Anura; Bufonidae
Gene: EPDR1
Product: ependymin related 1
Exons: 3
Coding region: 21-686 (221 amino acids)
Biological process (GO): cell-matrix adhesion
Cellular component (GO): lysosome; extracellular region
Molecular function (GO): calcium ion binding
Source: RefSeq, a predicted model, not a curated record